UGUUUUUCUUUUUGUGUCUAUAUAUUGUGUGUGUGAACUCAAGGCUGGGCAUGAAGAUAAUAUUCCUUCAGAGGCAGGGUUCAUAGUCGGAACUCCACCAAUGCAUGGAUACCUCCAAAAAUUUAUACCAGAAGAAGGCAGCUUGGGUGCAGAUGAAAAGUCCCUUUGACUUUUACACAACCGGAUAUGGAGGAUGGCAAUAUCCUUUAUGUGCAGACAGCCCCCAACCAAGAACAGGACUGUUUUUCCCUGGAUGUGAUGAAUGGUUUCCAAGUUGUGAGCAGAGUCGAAAUCUUGGUGGACAUCGUGCCUAAGUGGAUUUAUCUGCAGGUACAGAAUUUCACAGUUCAAGAAGGUGUCUCCAGAGCACUUCUAGAAGACUACCUCAAAAUUCCAAGCAAAUAUUUUGAGGGAUUUGACUGUGAAUUUGUUCUACUUGAACCACCAAAACACAGUUAUGUCAAAAGUUCUAAUUUUCCAAGAGGAAAGCUAAUGAAAUUUAUCGGGAAACAGCUUAAGACAGCAUGUUCCAGGAGCACAUGCACAGGCCAUGAUCUGGAAUUCUGCUGCCCGCAGAACUCCAAAGAAAUUGUCAUAGCACCUGUGUAUGAGUGGACACAACUUUCUCUUGAGACUCUUCAUGAACUUUUCAACUCUUGUCAGAAAUACCUCUGA
Messenger RNA from Symphalangus syndactylus (siamang), 675 nucleotides. RefSeq names its product chondroitin sulfate proteoglycan 4-like. The record is from RefSeq and is a predicted model, not a curated record. NCBI's taxonomy places the organism in Eukaryota, Metazoa, Chordata, Mammalia, Primates, Hylobatidae.